AUGGAGGAGGAUGGGAUUGAAGAGGCUAGUGUUAGUUUGUUAGGUAGCAGUGGUAGUGGCGGCCGCAGCGUUGGUGGUGGUGGUGGAGGGGAGUCAUGGAGGUGGGUGGAUGGGAGUGAGAUGGACUCUGAGCCACCGCCGUGGGCUUUGUUUGGUGAUGAAGAGGUUAGAGAAGGGUAUGGGAGUGUGAGGAGGAGGCUAGUCAAGAAGCCCAAGAGAGUUGAUUCCUUUGAUGUUGAAGCUAUGGAGAUUGCUGAUAGGCAUUCCCACCAUAAGAAGGAUGUAUCUCUUUGGGGAACUCUGGCGUUGGGGUUUCAAACACUUGGUGUUGUAUAUGGGGACAUGGGUACAAGUCCUCUGUAUGUCUUUGCUGAUGUAUUUAGCAAGGUGCCCAUUACUUCGGAUGUUGAUAUCUUGGGGACUUUAUCACUAGUAAUUUACACGAUUGCGCUCAUUCCUUUAAUGAAAUAUGUUUUCGUGGUGCUGAAGGCGAAUGAUAGCGGGGAAGGAGGAACAUUUGCACUGUACUCAUUAAUCUGUAGAUAUGCAAAUGUUAAUCUUCUGCCAAACCGUCAGCAGGCUGAUGAGUAUAUUUCGAGUUUCAAGCUCAGGUUACCCACUCCUGAACUGGAGAGGGCUUUAAACAUAAAGGAGGCCUUGGAGCACAAGUCCUAUUUGAAAAAACUUCUCUUACUGCUUGUUCUUAUGGGAACGUCUAUGAUUAUAGGGGAUGGUAUUCUGACUCCAGCAAUCUCAGUUAUGUCUGCUGUGAGCGGUCUGCAGGGUCGAAUACCAGGAUUUGGCACAGAUGCCCUUGUUGUUACAUCAAUUAUUAUCCUCGUGGGACUGUUUAGCAUACAGAGGUUUGGAACGAGUAAGGUCGGUUUCAUGUUCGCUCCUGCACUUGCGUUAUGGUUCUUUAGCCUGGGAGCUAUCGGAAUUUACAACAUGUUCAAGUACGACAUAACUGUUCUAAAGGCCAUAAAUCCUUUCUACAUAUACCUUUUCUUCAAGAAGAAUAGCACUAAUGGAUGGUCAGCACUUGGUGGUUGUGUUUUAUGUAUCACAGGUGCAGAGGCAAUGUUUGCUGAUUUAGGUCAUUUCUCAGUGCCAUCCAUACAGAUAGCUUUCACCACUGUUGUCUUCCCCUGCCUCCUCUUAGCUUACAUGGGACAAGCUGCAUACCUUCUUAAAAACCCUCAUGCUGCUAGCAGAAUAUUCUACGAUUCUGUACCAGAUGGUCUUUUCUGGCCAGUGUUUGUGACAGCCACAGUUGCUGCUGUAAUUGCUAGUCAGGCUAUGAUAUCUGCUUCAUUUUCAUGCGUGAAGCAAGCCAUGGCACUCGGAUGCUUCCCUAGACUGAAGAUUAUCCACACCUCGAAGAAAAUGAUGGGCCAAAUUUACAUCCCUGUAAUCAAUUACUUCUUGAUGGUCAUGUGCAUCAUCGUGGUUGCCGUCUUCAGAAGCACCACCCAGAUAGCAAAUGCAUAUGGGAUUGCUGAAGUCGGUGUAAUGAUUGUCAGCACUACCUUGGUGACACUCGUUAUGCUUCUGAUAUGGCAAACUAACUUGUUUUUAGCCAUCUGCUUUCCCCUCAUCUUUGGAACGAUCGAGUUAAUUUAUUUGUCUGCUGUACUAUCCAAGCUAUUGGAAGGAGGUUGGCUUCCGCUGGCCUUUGCUUCCUUCUUCCUUUGUGUGAUGUACACAUGGAACUACGGUAGCGUAUUGAAGUAUCAGAGUGAAGUUAGGGGAAAGAUAUCGAUGGACUUAAUGCUUGAGCUUGGUUCUUCGCUCGGAACAGUAAGAGUCCCUGGGAUUGGAUUACUAUACAACGAGCUGGUUCAAGGCAUUCCGUCUGUUUUUGGACAGUUUCUGCUUGAUCUUCCUGCUAUUCACUCCACCGUCGUCUUUGUCUGCAUCAAGUAUGUCCCUGUACCUGUUGUGCCUCAAGAAGAAAGAUUUUUGUUCAGAAGGGUUUGCCCGAAAGACUACCAUAUGUUUCGCUGCAUCGCUCGAUACGGUUACAAAGACAUAAGGAAAGAAGAUCACCAUGCAUUUGAGCAACUCUUGGUGGAAAGCCUAGAAAGGUUUCUAAGAAAAGAAGCUCAAGAUCUUGCUCUGGAGGGAAGCCUUCACGAGCGUGAUCUCGACAGCAUUUCUAUGACAUCAAAGGAUGACGACAACCAGGACCUGGAUGGGAUUGGAGAUCUCAAGACCCCAUUGCUGCAAGGUCCAAGAACAGACGAAACGGGAGCCUCUACGUCAUUGAGACCACAAUUACCAGAACUGCCAGCUAGUGUCAUGUCCGUAGACGAAGAUCCCAGUCUCGAGUACGAACUAUCGGCCCUCAAAGAAGCUAGUGAUUCAGGAUUCACAUACUUGCUCGGACACGGAGACGUGAGAGCAACAAAGAACUCAGUUUUCCUCAAGAAACUGGUUGUGAAUUACUUCUACGCGUUCUUGAGGAGGAACUGCAGAGGUGGGGCUGCAACCAUGAGAGUUCCUCACAUGAACAUAAUGCGAGUCGGGAUGACAUACAUGGUUUGAUGUUUCCCCUAAGAACUUGUUACUUUGCUAGAAGCAUCAUGUAAAUUACGUCGGUCGGGAGUAUCGUGUUUUUUCAGCAUUCAUACAUAGCACGGUUCUAGCAUGCUGAAAUUUUUGCAGCAGUUAAUAAAAGCCACAGCAUUUUCUGCACUUGUUGUUUAGAUUCAUGAUCCUGAGAACAGUGCUGCAAGAACUCCUCCUGACUUUGUGUCGCAGCAGAAAGUAGGCUCAUUGUAAGGUUCAAACAUCCCAAGAUUGGUGAAAUCGAGACUACUUUAUUAAUCUUUU
Molecule: messenger RNA, 2835 nt
Organism: Sesamum indicum (sesame)
Lineage: Eukaryota; Viridiplantae; Streptophyta; Magnoliopsida; Lamiales; Pedaliaceae
Product: Potassium transporter family protein
Biological process (GO): potassium ion transmembrane transport
Cellular component (GO): membrane
Molecular function (GO): potassium ion transmembrane transporter activity
Source: RefSeq, a predicted model, not a curated record